This is a messenger RNA of Colletotrichum phormii, 2103 nucleotides long. Its product is annotated as P-loop containing nucleoside triphosphate hydrolase protein. NCBI's taxonomy places the organism in Eukaryota, Fungi, Ascomycota, Sordariomycetes, Glomerellales, Glomerellaceae. Gene Ontology annotation, molecular function: RNA helicase activity; RNA binding; ATP binding. The coding region runs from base 1 to 2103 and encodes 700 amino acids. The record is from RefSeq and is a predicted model, not a curated record. The transcript has 2 exons. Gene Ontology annotation, cellular component: nucleus.
AUGGCUGAUCAACUCAACAUGUCUGGCCUGAACCUUCAGGACCAGCAGAACCAACCCCGCUCGUACAUCCCGCCUCACAUGCGUAAGAUGGGUGGUGCGGCUCCUCCGGCGAUGAACGGUGGCGGUGGUGGUAUCAACAACAGCGCUUGGGCUGCUGGUGGCCAGCAGAACUUCAACGCUGCCCAGCCCGGCGGCGACUGGCCUGCCAUGGGCGGCCCUGGCGGUCCCGGCGGUCCCCCCGCCGCUGCCCCUGCUCCUCAGCAAAACUUCCAACCCCGCGGUGGACGUGGUGGCUGGCAGGGAGAGGGCGGUGGCCGUGGCGGUUACAGCGGUGGUGGCUACGGUGGCCACGCCGCUGGCGGUGGUGGUGGUGGUGGCCAGCAGGCUCGCGGCUCUGGCGAUGGUCAGUGGCGUGACGGCAAGCACAUUCCCGGCCCCGCCAACCCUCGUGUUGAGCGUGAGCUCUUCGGUACCCCCGACGACCCGUCCAAGCAGCACACCGGUAUCAACUUCGAGAAGUAUGACGACAUCCCCGUCGAGGCCUCUGGACACGACGUUCCCGAGCCCGUCCUGGCCUUCUCGAACCCUCCCCUCGACAACCACCUCAUCGGCAACAUCGAGAUGGCCCGCUACAAGGUCCCCACCCCCGUCCAGAAAUACUCGAUCCCCAUCGUCAUGGGCGGUCGCGAUCUCAUGGCUUGUGCCCAGACUGGUUCCGGAAAGACUGGUGGUUUCCUCUUCCCCAUUCUGUCCCAGGCCUUCAUCAACGGCCCCUCUACCGUUCCUCCCAACGCGGCUGGUGGAUUCGGUCGUCAGCGCAAGGCUUACCCCACCUCUCUGAUUCUGGCUCCCACUCGUGAGCUGGUUUCCCAGAUCUACGAGGAGUCUCGCAAGUUUGCGUACCGCUCUUGGGUCCGCCCUUGCGUCGUCUACGGUGGUGCCGACAUCGGCUCCCAGCUUCGCCAGAUUGAGCGCGGUUGCGACUUGCUCGUUGCUACUCCGGGACGUCUUGUCGAUCUCAUAGAGCGUGGUCGCAUCUCCCUGCAGAACAUCAAGUACCUUGUGCUUGACGAGGCUGAUCGCAUGCUUGACAUGGGUUUCGAGCCCCAGAUUCGCCGCAUUGUCGAGGGCGAGGACAUGCCCGACGUCCAGAACCGCCAGACUCUCAUGUUCUCCGCCACUUUCCCCCGCGACAUCCAGAUGCUCGCCCGCGACUUCUUGAAGGACUACGUCUUCUUGUCCGUCGGUCGUGUCGGUUCCACCUCUGAGAACAUUACCCAGAAGGUCGAGUACGUCGAGGACGUUGACAAGCGCUCUGUGCUUUUGGACAUUCUCCACACCCACGGUGCCGGUCUCACCCUUAUCUUCGUCGAGACCAAGCGUAUGGCCGACUCUCUUUCCGACUUCCUGAUCAACCAGAGCUUCCCCGCCACCUCCAUUCACGGUGACCGCACCCAGCGUGAGCGUGAGCGCGCUCUCGAGUUCUUCCGCAACGGUCGUUGCCCCAUUCUGGUCGCUACUGCUGUCGCUGCUCGUGGUCUCGAUAUCCCCAACGUCACCCACGUUGUCAACUACGACUUGCCCACCGACAUUGACGACUACGUUCACCGUAUCGGUCGUACUGGUCGUGCCGGAAACACUGGUCACUCCACUGCAUUUUUCAACCGUGGAAACCGUGGUGUCGUCCGCGAGCUUCUCGAGCUUCUUAAGGAGGCUAACCAGGAAGUUCCCAGCUUCCUCGAGACCAUUGCCCGUGAGUCUUCCUUCGGCGGUGGCCGUGGCGGUCGUCCUCGUGGCGGCGGCCGUGGACAGAGUGGCAACCGCGAUUUCCGCAAGUACGGCGGUGGUGGUGCCGGCGGCGGCGGCGGCUUCGGUGGUGCCCCUGGCGGCGGCUUCAGCGGCGGCGGUGGUGGUGCCUACGGAGGUGGUGGCGGUGGUUUCGGCGGCCCCCCUGCUGGCGGCUUCGGCGGCGGUGCUGGUGGUGCUGGCGGUGCUGGCGGUGCUGGCGGUGGCGGCUACAGCGGUGGCGGCGGUGGUGGUGGCUACGGCGGCGGUGGCUACGGCAACCCCGGUGGCCCUGGCGGAAACUCGUCUUGGUGGUAA